This is a messenger RNA of Protopolystoma xenopodis, 423 nucleotides long. The record is from the annotation of a GenBank genome assembly. NCBI's taxonomy places the organism in Eukaryota, Metazoa, Platyhelminthes, Monogenea, Polystomatidea, Polystomatidae.
AUGCGAACCGGCCAGACUUCUGUGCUGGCCGUUUUUCUCCGAGCCAUCCACCCACCUACAACCUCAACGGUCGGAGAAGUAGCGUUUCAUGCCGGCCAGACAGUAUUGCGGUCGGUCGGUUGUUUUCGCGCCAGCCCGCCUCAUCUUCGUCUUCGUCUUCGUCUUCCCUCUUCUCACGUCUUCUUGUCACGUCUCCUCGGAGGCGGUGAACUCGACGGACCUAUGAUUAGAGACGACCGACUCAAAGCUGGUCUCGUUCAACGUCUACCCAAGCCAGCCAGCCAGCCUCGAUCCGAGGUUCUGUUCUACUCCAAUUUUGGCGCUCUUCAACUAUCCCGACAAGGUCAACUUGCGCUCCUGUCAAUAGCCUCGAGACAAACUCAAAGCGGAAAAUUCUGCGAGUCAUUAUGGGAUAGAAAAUGA